CCAAGUGCAAGGGUGACACAGAAGGGAGAAGGAGUAGGGAAAAUGAGAGUUUAGUUGGGAAGGAUUCUUAGAGGAGUUAUUUUAAUGAGGCUUUGAAGGUAGGGAGAAUGCUAGUCGGUUAUGAAGGGGAGGAGUUUCCAGGUAGACUCAGGAUGUGGGCAGGGGUCGGCAGCAAGAUAGUUGAAAUUGAAAUACAGUGAGCAGAUUGGCAUUAGAGGAGUGACUUGAACGUGCUGGGUUGUAAACACCUGACAGUGGGAUAGGACCCAUCCUCUGCCCUAGCCCAUGAACCCCUUUCUGGGUUCUCAUGGUGAGCCUAGGGAAGAAUAUCAGACCAUGCGGUCAGGGGAGGGACAGCACAGGAGAGCACAGCUUCCAUUGCAGCUCCACCACUACACAACCCUGAGGGGACUCGUGGAGUUGGGGUCAGGUGGGUACAGAUGGCAAGAGCCAAGGGGUAUGUCUUGGUGAACCAGGGUGCCUGCCAACUCAGGGUCCAAAACGCCAUCUUGUUUUCAACAUCAGCCUGAGCUAGCAGGGGGCAGGGCACAUCACCUACAACUAAAAGUUCUGGAUGCCCUAGAACACGACUGUGAAAGAAGCUGUCCUCAACCAUGUGCCAAUCCAAUAAGGUGAAUUCUAACCCCGUAGCCCUGCUGCCUCAAAGAGGGGGGGCUUUCUCUUCUUCCUCCUCCACCUGUGGUGUCAAAAGACACUUCUGUCUCUGCUGGUGUCUCCUGAACUUCCUCCUCCUCUUGUCAGUGCAGCUGGGCUCAGGGCAGUUCACUGUGGUUGGUCCCACUCAGCCCAUCGUGGCCAAUUUUGGAGAAGACGCUGAGCUCCUCUGCCAACUAGACCCAAAGACAGAUGCUGAGCACAUGGAGAUCAGGUGGUACCGAUACAAUGAAUCCAACCCACUGCACAUGUACCCAAAGAGGAAGGAUCAGGAGGCUGAGCUGACGCCAGAGUUCCAGGAGAGAACAAUGCUGGUGAGGAACUCCAUCACCAGCGGCAUGGUGGCUCUGAGGAUACCCAGAGUGAAGAUCUCUGACACGGGGAACUACAUGUGUCAGUUCAUUUCGGACAAACAUUUUAGUGAAGCAGUGUGUGAGCUGCAAGUGACCAGUGAAGGAUCAACACCCACUAUCCACUUUGAAGUGCUUGGGACAGAAGAGAUCAGGCUUUGGUGCAGGUCAAGUGGAUGGUACCCAGAACCCCAAGUUCAGUGGAGAGAUUCCACUGGAGAGACUGUGUCAAAUUCUGAACCGGUAAUGUCUCGGGAUGAAGAUGGCCUUUAUGAUGCGAAAGUGGCGUUUACCCUCAGGAAAAACACCACUAGGACAGUGACCUGUUCCAUCUUGAGUCAAGCUCUGAAAUGGAAGAAAGAGUCUAGUGUCCUUGUAACAGACAACCUUUUCUCCCAGAUCAGUUCUGGUCGGUGGAUAUUGGCUGUGAGUGGGAUUUUGAAUGUGAUCUGCCUUCUCAGCAUCACUGCUCUCCUCUGGAUCAUUUACAGAAGAAAAGGAUACAUUUUGAAUGCAAAUUCAAUUCAUCCGUAGCUGUGUGAUUUUAAAAAUGCAAGAGGAUCAUCUAUGGCAACAUAGAGCAAUCUGCCUGUUCACAGAUGCCUUCAAAGACUCAGACGCCCUGUGGUCCUCCUUCCUGAUUCUGUCCCAGGAUGAAGGGAAUGACCUUUCAUGACUGUCUGCCCUAGGUCAGCUCAUCUUGUCCAUUUAUUUUAGAAUCAGUCUUCCCCACUAAAUUGUCAGCUCCUAGAGGGUGAGGAUCAUGUCUUCUAAUUCUUUUGCACCCUCCCAAGAACUUA
Ornithorhynchus anatinus (platypus) is the source of this 1825-nucleotide messenger RNA. RefSeq names its product butyrophilin subfamily 1 member A1-like. Lineage: Eukaryota; Metazoa; Chordata; Mammalia; Monotremata; Ornithorhynchidae. The record is from RefSeq and is a predicted model, not a curated record. The transcript has 6 exons. The coding region runs from base 615 to 1559 and encodes 314 amino acids. Gene Ontology annotation, biological process: regulation of cytokine production; T cell receptor signaling pathway. Gene Ontology annotation, molecular function: signaling receptor binding. Gene Ontology annotation, cellular component: external side of plasma membrane.